Messenger RNA from Chanos chanos (milkfish), 648 nucleotides. It is a transcript of the gene faap24, whose product is annotated as FA core complex associated protein 24. Gene Ontology annotation, molecular function: chromatin binding. The record is from RefSeq and is a predicted model, not a curated record. The coding region runs from base 1 to 648 and encodes 215 amino acids. Gene Ontology annotation, biological process: interstrand cross-link repair. NCBI's taxonomy places the organism in Eukaryota, Metazoa, Chordata, Actinopteri, Gonorynchiformes, Chanidae. Gene Ontology annotation, cellular component: Fanconi anaemia nuclear complex. The transcript has 4 exons.
AUGGACUCUAAAUUCUCCCCGGCGAUUCUUUCGAAUGCUGUACCACCCUAUGGUCAUGUCAUAGCGAACGAGAAGUGGAGAGGUUCUGCUCUGGUACAGAAUUUUAAAGGAAAUGUUAAGGUUAUUUUCGAAGAGGAGCCCGGAGUAGUGGAUUUUUACCUCAGUAAUAAAAGCUGCAUCAUCUAUGUGUCUGAAGGCGAUUUGGUGGCUGGAAACUAUUACAAGAGGAGAAUUGUUCGAUUUAGAAAUGCUAACAGCAGUCUCCAGGGAAUUAUUAUUGUGGAGAAGACCCAUCUCAGUGAGCAGUAUUUUCCGAGUAUGCAAAAGUUCGUGGUGCUUGAGCUGGGUUUGACUUUGCUGCCUGUUGCCAGUCAGGCUGAAGCCUCGCAGCUUAUUGGACAUCUGGCUCUCACUGAGGGUAAGGACAACCCGUUCCGUCGGAGGAGCACGUCAAGGUUGCUGGAGCCCGUGGUGUUGGCACUGGUGCAGCAGAUCCCUGGCGUCGGGAAAGUGAAAGCUCAGGCAUUGCUCCAUCAGUUCUCCAGCAUCCAUCAGCUCAGCACCACCUCCAUCUCUGACCUGGAACCCAUCGUGGGGCAGGCUGCAGCUCAGCACAUCUGGGGGUUUUUCCAUCAUCAGCUGGACUAG